This is a messenger RNA of Iphiclides podalirius (scarce swallowtail), 318 nucleotides long. Lineage: Eukaryota; Metazoa; Arthropoda; Insecta; Lepidoptera; Papilionidae. The record is from the annotation of a GenBank genome assembly.
AUGGCUGAAGAGGGUGGAGCUGCUCCCGGAGUUACUGAGGAAAAAGUUAUUCACACAUAUCCACUUAUUAGGCACUCUGACAUGUCGGAGGAGAUGCGAACGGAGGCGAUGGAGCUGUCCGUGACGGCGUGCGAGAAGUUCUCCCAGAACAACGAGCUGGCCGCGCGCAUGGUGAAGGAGUCGAUGGACAAGAAGUUCGGGCCCGCGUUCCACGUGGUGGUCGGCGAGAGCUACGGCUUCGAGAUCACUUACGAGUGCGCCAACAUCUGCUACAUGUACUUCGGCGGCAACCAGGCGGUCUGCAUAUGGAAGUGCUCU